Cutaneotrichosporon oleaginosum is the source of this 1710-nucleotide messenger RNA. The record is from RefSeq and is a predicted model, not a curated record. NCBI's taxonomy places the organism in Eukaryota, Fungi, Basidiomycota, Tremellomycetes, Trichosporonales, Trichosporonaceae.
AUGGGGCGCUUGGCCAAGCGUGUGGCUGUGGCUCCUUCUUCCGCACCAUUCUCCUCUCCCACGCGCUCUCACUCGACGCAGCCUGUUCCCCCGCCAGCGCCUAUCCCGGAGAUCUCGCCAGACAACACGUACGAUAUUGUGAUCAUUGGUGGUGGUCCGGCGGGUCUCGCGCUAGCGACUGCGAUGGAACUGACAACAGUGUCGCACGGCGCACUGCAAGACGCUCGCAUCCUCCUGCUGGAGGGAGGCAGCCUUGCACCGGUACGCAACUGGGACGACGGUGGGCCGUGGUCGAACCGCGUGUCCUCCCUCACUGCCGAAAACAUCGAGUGGCUGCAGGAGAUCGGGGCUUGGAAGCACAUCGCACUUCCGCGCUCGCGGGCUGUUGACGACAUCAUCGUCUUCGCCAACCCCGACCCCGACUCACACCCCAUGCUCCACUUCCCACCACAGGAUGCCCCGCUUGCCCGGAUGACCGAGAACGUCAACACGCAGCGCGCACUCCUUCGCCGCCUCGAAGAGGUCGGCGCCAACGUAACGGUGCGGGAGGGCGCGCGCGUCGGCGAGAUGCGCUAUGGCGAGGGAAGGGGAUGGGUCGGGCUGCGGAUGGGUGACGAGUGGGUGCGGGGAAGUCUGGUGGUCGGUGCCGACGGGCCCAACUCGCCCGUUCGCCAGUUUGCCGAGAUCGACACGUUUGGGCAUGCGUACAAUGCCCAUGGUGUGGUUGCAACGAUGUCGCACCUUCCCCCAGCGGUGUGGCCGAACCACACGGCAUUCCAGCGUUUCCUCCCGACUGGACCGCUCGCUUUCCUCCCGCUCGCCGACGACGCGAGUACCAUGGUGUGGAGCACGACUCCAGAGCUCGCCGCAGCAUUGAAGCGUCUUGCGCCGGACGCCCUAACGCUCAUGAUCAACGCAGGGUGGAACCUCCCCGAGGCGGAUCUUGCGGUCGUCAACGAGGCACUGCUGGCCGCCGACGGCGCAGGUACCCCGCUCACGCGCGACGCGAUCGCGGGGCUCCUGGGCGCGUGUGAGGGCGCCAUGCCGAGCGAAGCACCGCUGCCGCCUACCAUCACGUCCGUGGACCCCAAAUCAGUCGCCUCCUUCCCUCUCCGCCUGGCUCAUGCCGACGCGUACACGGCCCACCGCCUCGCGCUCGUCGGCGACGCCGCGCACACCACCCACCCACUCGCAGGCCAGGGCUUGAAUGCCGGCUUGGCCGACGCCCGAGUCCUGGCGUCGACGCUGGCCGACGCCCGCCGCGUCGGUGCCGACCUCGGAUCCAUCACCGCACUCGCGCCAUACCCCCGCGGCCGGUACCUCCCAAACCACGUGAUGCUCGCCGCGGUCGACAAGCUCAACUGGAUCUUCGGCAGUCGCUCGCCCCUCAUCAACUGGGCGCGCGGGACCGGCCUUGAGGUCUUCAACGAGCUGGGACCUAUCAAGGAUUUCUUCAUGGCCAACGCAGGCAGCGGAAACAGCCGCGCGCGCACUGAGAAAGACCGCGUGUUUGGGCGGUCGCAUGCUUCUGACCGUCUCACUGGUGGCGCCGGUGGUCUUCCAGGUUUCCUUGCCGAUGCGACGGACGCGCUCGGCAUAGUGCGGAGCAUUGGCCGGGCGGCGGGUGAUGCCGUUGCAGAGGGCGUGAAAGUUGCCCUCCGCCGUGGGGCCGAUGCGCUCGAGAGCCGGCAAUCACCACCCAAGCAUUAG